Messenger RNA from Klebsormidium nitens, 2877 nucleotides. NCBI's taxonomy places the organism in Eukaryota, Viridiplantae, Streptophyta, Klebsormidiophyceae, Klebsormidiales, Klebsormidiaceae. The record is from the annotation of a GenBank genome assembly.
CCUGUGUACCAAGUGGCAAGACCAUUCGCAUUGAACAAAUGCGGCACAGCCUCGAUCCAAUUAAAGGCCUUGCAUGGCGCCCCAAAGGCGGCCACAGCGAAAUCAGGGUCAACUGGGCCAGCUUUAGCUUUUCAACACCCUUCCACUGAAGGUCUUCAUUCUGAGGAAUGGAGCCCGCUGAUGGGGAGAAAGGGCCUUCUGUGAUCGAGAAGGCCCGUGCGGCGCGUAAGGCAAAGCUCGAGGAGCGGCUGGCUCUGGAAGCGGAGAGGAAGCGCAAGGCAGAGGAGCAGGAAGCGGCGCGCCCCGCCAAGAGGCAAGCACUCGAUGGUGGAGGCAACGGAGUGCCGCAAGUUGAGGGGGGAGAAUCAAACGGCGCAGCGGAAUCGACCGAAGCGGCGGGCCACGCAGCCCCGCAGGGUUUUCCGGCUAGAAGCCUAGGGCCGAUUCCUGAGGGCUGGCUGCAGUGCCCCCCUUACGGGGAGCCGGUGGACGGGCUGAUUCCUUGCAAGGUGCCGCUGGGGGAGCGCUUUGAUCACCUGCUGGAGCUGCAUCAGCGGCUGACGCCAAAACUGCUCACGGAGCGGCUGCGGCGCGCGGGAACGCCGAUCGGCCUGGUAAUUGACCUGACUAACACCAACCGUUACUACAAGGAGAAAGAGUUCACCAGCCAAAACGUCAAGUACAUAAAGAUUGGUCUACGGGGCCGGAACGAGGUCCCCGACGCGGAGUCGGUGAAUCUGUUUUACUACGAGGUGAUGCGGUACCGCCAGACCAAAGGCGCCAAGCACAUCCUGGUGCACUGCACGCACGGCCACAACCGUACCGGUUACAUGAUUGCCACCUUCCUCGCGCGCACCACCGCACCCACCGUCGCAGAGGCUAACCAGCGCUUUGCGGCGGCGCGGCCCCCGGGCAUCUACAAGGAGGAGUAUCUCGCGGAGCUGUUUGCGGUGCACCACGAGCGGCGGCCUCCGCACGCUGUGACGCCGUCCGUGCCAGACUGGAAGCGCCCCCUGCUGGACCUCAAUGGGGACGCGCCCUCAGACUCGGAGGAGGAGAUGGACGACGACGGGAAAAAGGGGGCCUGGGAGCCGGCGCCCGAGCCGGCCCCCGCGCCUGCCGCGAUGACGAUCGAUGACGUCAUCGGCGAUCCCGUCCCGCUGGACCAGCAGCAGGAGCUGCGUGCAAUUGUGUACAGCGCGCUUGGGGAGCGGCCGGGGCGCAACGGCAACCUCAACUUCCCGGGCUCCCAGCCCGUGUCGCUCAGCAAUGAGAACAUGCGGCUACUUCGCGAGCGGUACUACUAUGUGACGUGGAAGGCAGACGGCACGCGGUAUAUGAUGCUCAUCCUGCGAGAGGGCGCGUAUCUAAUCGACCGAAACUUCUCCUUCCGCCGCGCGCAAGUUCGCUUCCCUGCCGCUAACUUCGUGUUUCCGGAGCCCCCGGAGAGCCCCAGCGCUCCGCGCACGGCGCUGCAGCAUGCGACGCUGCUGGACGGCGAGAUGGUGGUGGAUCACGUCCCGCCGUCCGCGCCCGGCGCGCCCGCCAAGCAGGAGCGGCGCUUCCUCGUCUAUGACAUCAUGCUACUCAACGGGCAGGCACUCGCACAGCUCCCCUUCUCCCAACGCUUCCCGCUCAUCCUGUCGGAGGUGAUCGCCCCUCGCAAGAAGGACGAGGCGCUCAACCGCAAGUACGACUAUACCGUAGAGCCCUUCCGGGUUCGACGGAAGGACUUUUACGAGCUGCAGGCGACGCCCAAGCUGCUGAAGCAGACGGUGCCCAAGCUGAGCCACGAGGCGGACGGCCUCAUCUUCCAGGGCUGGGACGACAAGUACGUGACGCGGACGUUUGAGGGGCUGCUCAAGUGGAAGUACGCGCACAUGAACUCCGUCGACUUCCUUUUCAAGGUGGAGCCCGACGGGAAGCAGCACCUGUACCUGACGGAGGGCAAGGAGCGGCUGCGGGAGCUGGAGGGGGCGACCGUUCACUUCGCAGACGGUGAGGACCCCGCCAGCUUCCACGACAAAAUCAUCGAGUGCGCCCGGGGCACCGAACCGGGCAGUUGGUCCUACAUGCGGGUGCGCACCGACAAGAGCCACCCAAACGCGUACGCCGUUUACCUCAAGGUUUUGAACAGCAUACGAGACAACAUCACUGAGGAAAAGAUCCUCCAGACAAUCGACGAGAUCACCAGGAUGCCGAGUUACACCUCGCGGCAGACACCGCGGCCGGGGGGGCCUCCCCCGACCAGGCCCGGGGCCCCUGGCGGGAGUCACCGGGCGCCUAUUGGGCACGUGAACCGGUCAGUACCGAACGGACCGAGCGGGCAUGUUAGCCGACCGGUUCAAAACGGACCAAGUGGGCAUGGUAACCGACCGGUACAAAAUGGACCGAGUGGGCAUCCUCGGAUGGUUCAACCGGCACCUUUUGCGGGCGACACAGAUAGUCCGUCUGACCGACCGCCGGUGCCGCUAGUGUCGGGGUCGGUUCCUAGCGGAGGAGCAACUGCUCAUAAUCAGGAAGAAAGUAAAGCAUCGAGCGCGCACGGUGACGCUCAUCAGUCAGAUCCUGUUAAUUCACUUGAAACAACACAGAAAAAGGGGAGGGAAAGUGACAUUAGUGGGGCCGAGCGAGUUAGCGAAGCGGCUUUGCAACCGGCCCACGAAGAUCCAGAUAGAAAUGGGGACAUGCGGGCGCUUGAGGACAACGGAAGGACUGGACAAGAGGACUAGGAUUCGUGGAUGUUGCGUUCAAGCAUGGUUGACUCCCUGUCCGACAUGUUUGGGACAGAACUUUCGCGCUUUGAAUCAGGUUGGGUUAUUGGAUGUUCACAGAGAUCUGCUUAAGGAAUGUGUCGGGUUCAUUGACCCGGUGGGC